AGGCGCCUCCCCCCUCCCGUGACGCAGCACCGGCCCGGCGGAGCAGAGCGCGCACGGAGCAGAGCCGUAACCGAGUCUGAUCGACCACCGCCGCGGCUUCCCCAUGGGCUCCAAACGAGCGCUGGUGAUCUUGGCCAAGGGGGCCGAAGAAAUGGAAACGGUCAUCCCGACGGAUCUGAUGCGGAGGGCAGGAAUUUCUGUCACCAUAGCGGGCCUGUCUGGAAAGGACCCCGUGCAGUGUAGCCGUGACGUGGUGAUUUGUCCUGACGCGAGUUUGGAAGAGGCGCGGAAAAAGGGGCCCUACGAUGUGGUGGUCCUGCCCGGAGGCAACCUGGGGGCUCAGAACUUAUCAGAGUCUCCCCUCGUGAAAGACAUCUUGAAGGAUCAGGACAGCCGGAAAGGCCUCAUUGCAGCCAUCUGUGCAGGUCCCACGGCGCUCCUUGCGCAUGGAAUCGGCUUUGGCAGCAAAGUGACCACCCACCCUUUGGCGAAAGAGAAGAUGAUGAACGGGGAUCACUACAACUACUCGGAGAAUCGGGUGGAGAAAGACGGGCACAUCAUGACCAGCCGGGGGCCUGGCACCAGUUUCGAAUUUGGCCUUGCCAUCGUGGAGACCCUGCUGGGCAAGGAAGUGGCGGCCCAGACGAAGGCGCCACUCGUCCUGAAGGACUAGAACCCAGUCUAGAACCCCGUCACUCGCCUGCUUCGUCUUUACGACCGGGUCCUUUUUGUUGGAAGGCGGAGCGCCAAAGGAACCAAGCGGGGCUGCCAAUGUCGCUUGGCAAACUUAAUUCUUGCAAUAAAGAGGAUACGUGUUAAACUGA
Protobothrops mucrosquamatus (brown spotted pit viper) is the source of this 824-nucleotide messenger RNA. RefSeq names its product Parkinsonism associated deglycase (gene PARK7). Gene Ontology annotation, cellular component: nucleus; cytosol. Gene Ontology annotation, biological process: guanine deglycation, glyoxal removal; protein deglycation, glyoxal removal. The transcript has 7 exons. Bases 104 to 673 code for a protein of 189 amino acids. Gene Ontology annotation, molecular function: protein deglycase activity. NCBI's taxonomy places the organism in Eukaryota, Metazoa, Chordata, Lepidosauria, Squamata, Viperidae. The record is from RefSeq and is a predicted model, not a curated record.